AUGACUCCCACGACUAUCUACCUGCCCGACGGCCAAACCUUCACCGUGAAACCUGUUUAUGGUGGCUAUUUCUUCAGUUCGAAUGAACUCAACAGUCGUCACACGCCUUUUCCCUCUGGUUGGACCCUUAAUCUACACACUGAGGACGAUGCUACGGCAUAUCUCAACGGACUCACUCUGGAGAAAUCUGAUGCAUUGGACGAGCCGGUGCAAACUUAUGUUCACAAGUACAAACAUCCAACAUUGCAACAUGACAUCAUGUUCAUUUCCAGCAUUUCACAGCCCUCAAGUCAAGACUAUCAGCCGGCGUCAAGCCCAUCACGCGAGAUAGCAUUGAUGCUUUGGAUCUCGCUGUACUGGUAUUUCCAACAACCCGAGCCUUCCCCGUACUUGGACACUGCACAGUCUGAGUUUACGCCGGAUGUUGCGAAACCCAAGGGUGACUGGCGCAUUCGAAUCAAGCGGGACGGGGUGUUCCGCACCCGGAAUAUGAUCCCGAAGCUUGAGAGAAUGGGCCUGAUAUCGACCUUGGAUUCUGCCGUUGGCACUAGUACCGUGGAGAACGCCGAAGGCUGGGAUAAAAUGUAUGUAACGAGACGGAGCUUCUGGCAAAUACCGUUUGGGCUAUACUUGUUCAGUCUCCAACCGAAGAGAGCAAGUUCCCACCCAGGAUCCCCCAUUAGCAGCCGACCAACCUCUCCAACCAGCGGCGAGGCCGGCUUAAGACUCAGCAUGAAUUCAAUCCAAGCAUCUGGUAUGCACCUGCUUUCUGAUAUACCUGGUGGCACUAUACCAAUUAGCCUCGCCAACCGCCCUAGUUCUCCUGUUGGGCCCUAUUUUUCCGCAUCACGACAGCCGACUUAUUAUCCGCCGCCGCCGCUGCAGUACAUAAUGACCAAUGGUUUGCGGCAUCCCCUCCGCCCCAAACCACCUCGCAUGGGCGAAAUCUUCUAUACACGCUUUUUGCCGAGUGUUGGUAAAUACUUGUCCUUCCGCGUGGCAUCCGCUUCGACCAAACCCGUCCCUUCCCUGGGACCCGUAGGUCCUGACGAGAAGGAACGCCAGGAGCACGCACAUCUCACCGGACUAGAUGACCAAAGCCUUCUACAGAGGUGGCUAUCCAAUGACCGGGUCGCGGCCUUCUGGGGAAACUACCAUCCCAAGUUCUUGACUGACGCCUUGGAAUCGAAGCACUCGUUUCCAGCCAUUGGCAUGUGGGAUGGGGUGCCAUUUGGAUACUUUGAGAUAUACUGGGUGAAGGAGGACCCCCUAGGCCACCAAAUGGGGGGCGAUGCGGAGGACUGGGAUCGAGGGUUGCAUGCCCUUAUCGGUGAGGAGUGGGCAAGAGGUAGGGUUUCAUACUGGCUUUCCAGCUUGGUCCACUGGUGUUGGCAGGCAGACAACCGGACGAUGAAUGUCUGCCUUGAGCCGAGAGUUGACAAUGAGAGGUUCAUCCAGCACCUCCAAGUGGAAGGCUUCUCAAAAGAUCGGCAAAUCUCUUUCCCACACAAGCAGGCGUGGCUAUUGCGACUCAAGAGAGAAGUCUGGAAAGGAGCAGCAACGUAG
Molecule: messenger RNA, 1566 nt
Organism: Pseudomassariella vexata
Lineage: Eukaryota; Fungi; Ascomycota; Sordariomycetes; Amphisphaeriales; Pseudomassariaceae
Product: acyl-CoA N-acyltransferase
Exons: 2
Coding region: 1-1566 (521 amino acids)
Biological process (GO): siderophore biosynthetic process
Source: RefSeq, a predicted model, not a curated record